Molecule: messenger RNA, 2473 nt
Organism: Pecten maximus
Lineage: Eukaryota; Metazoa; Mollusca; Bivalvia; Pectinida; Pectinidae
Exons: 2
Coding region: 270-1880 (536 amino acids)
Biological process (GO): proteasome-mediated ubiquitin-dependent protein catabolic process; protein polyubiquitination
Molecular function (GO): protein binding; ubiquitin protein ligase activity; zinc ion binding
Source: RefSeq, a predicted model, not a curated record
GCUUAGCGGACCUGUAUAUAUACAAUGAUGCUGUAUCUCAAUCAAAACAAACUCCGACGGUUUGCAGACUAACAAGACGGCCGAGAGAUUGCCGUAAGCGAUCGUUACAUGUAGCUGUUAGUGUUUAGAAGACACUAUUUAAUAUUUCAAUAAGAAUAUUUGCGAUAAGAGAGCAUUGACUACUAUCACAGAUUGGGAGAGUAUACUCUGAAUACACUGAUCACCACGAAAUACCCACAACUACAACUUACAAGGACAAGCGAACCAAAAUGGCUACAAUGAAGAAUUCCCUCCUGUCUUCAUGUUCCCACAAAACGAAGGAAAUGGACUUUUUCUGCGAGGCGUGUUCGAUCCUGAUUUGUCAAACAUGUGUUUCUAGUUCUCAUAAAGGCCAUAGCGUAAUUCAACUUAGUGAAGUCACCCCUAUCAACAAAAUUAAGAUCAAAGCAUUCAUCAAUGAGGUUGAAGAAAAGGACAUUAUUAAGAUUCAGAAGGAACUCAACUCUCUCGAAGAUAGUAAACUGAAUGACGAGCUCGAGAGUGUCAUCAGAAAUGUAGAAAAUAGGGGGAGAAAGCUUAGAGAUAACCUGGAUAUUUUCAUAAAGCAAACACUUUUUGAAAUGAAACGACUGAAAGAUGAAAACUGCAAGCUUGGUGACAAUUACAAGACUGAGCUUGAAAUGAAAAUGUGUCAACUGAAGGAGAAGGUAAAACAUUGUAAAGAAUCUCUCCAGACCGGAACGGAUAUCCAAGUAUUUGUUAGUGUGAACGGGCUCGACAAUACAGUCACCCUUCCUAGGAAACCCAUUCUAGGCACUGCUGGAUUCAACCCUGUGAACGGAAGUAUGGAACAGAUAUUUGGUAAAGUCACAUUGACCCAACCCAGCUGGUCAGAAGCAAGUGCUCAAGAUUCUUUCCCACAACAUACCAGCGCGGAAUCAUACUACCCUCCACUACCAGGCUAUACAGCACCACAACAAGCCUCACUACCGGAUGUCAGUUCGGCACCACCACACGGCUCCCUACUGGAUACCUACCCACCAUCGUCAUCACCACCACCGUACGACGAUACUGUACAGACCAACGUUUUACCAGAACCGAGAUCGCUCCUGAACAUAUCGUCUGUGUGUCCUACCAAAGACGGUGACGUUUGGACGUGUUACUGGAAGAGUGACAACUUGACACGCUUGACUAGCCAAGGCGAAGUGAAGCAGAACAUACAGAUUCCAGUCGUGGUAAAGGACAUCUGUAUAUCGCCUACUACAAACAACCUAUGGGCAUGUUCUGACAAAGACAACACGGUCCUGGAGCUUACAUCCAAUACACUAACGCACAGAUUCAAAACAAAAGAUGAGCCAAAAGCCUUGUGUGUCAUCCGAGAAGAUCAGGUCAUUAUCGGUACCAAACAUAGAAUCACAAAACACACCUCAAAAGGAAAAAUCACCUUGACUACAAAAGCAUCAUUGUUUUCGAAACCCAUUGUGUGUUCUCCACAGAAGAUAUCGCAAUGUCCAAUCACCGAAAACAUAGCUGUGGUCGACCGUGAUCGGUCAGGUGAAGGUGGCAACGACAGACCCCAUAUUGUAGUCAUGAACUUUGACCUAGAGGUGCUUUACCGGUAUGGACGACCUCAGCACAAAAGUGGAACUGGAUCAAAACUGUUUAAUCCGUGGGAUAUAGCUUACGACCGUACAGGAAGCUUAGUGGUUGCGGAUGGUGGCAACUGUUGUCUGCAUCUUUUAAAUAGUGGCGGGAAAUAUCUUCGUGUUCUACACACCGACACGGCUUUACCAAGGGCUGUAGGUAUCGGCAGGGAGGAGGAGGGGCUGUGGGCGGUAUUCGGGGAUCGUGUUAAACUUGUAAAGUGCUGGCGCGGAUAAGUCAAAUGCUGUUGAAAGCAUGUACUAAUCUCUACAAGUUAACAGCACUCGUGGGAGUCGUAAGCCACGUAACUCACCCAGACUGAGAACAAGUUACUGUCAUUUGAUUCAAAUAAAAUCUCUCUGCCCGUUUUUUUCCUGCCGCGUAGAAUGUGACAAUACAGCAUGUAUGUAUAACGUUACCUUAAAUAGACAUGCCACCAGUACAUGCUCGGAGGACAUGUUUGUUCUUCUGUUAUACAGAGAUAAGGACAUAUAUCGAAUUAUACAUAUAUACACACACCAUCUAUUGACAAUGUACAUUACGUGAAAUGCUGACAGCAACGUGAAACGGCAAUUCAACAAGAAGCAUUAAUACAUGAAAGGGCAUAUUUGUAUCGACAGUAAGUCUUAAAAGAUGAUCUAGUCAGGAAAUAAACUCUAUUUUCGUAAACGUUUUCAGAUUAGAAGUUGUGCAAUAUAGCAUGUUGAACAGUAAUGACAUCUGAUGUAAUUUAGAGCGUUAUAAAUUACAUCUUAUGAAGUUUUUGUAGCGCUAUCACGUGACAUAUAUGUUUAUAAUGAGUGGUUAUAUAAACAUUGUUGUAGAUAUU